CUACGCCCAUUUUUCAAGCGGGUAAUGCAGUGCCCAAUUUUGGUUGUAUUCCGUGCUGCAUGCAUGAAAUGUCGGUAACAGGAGAGUGUUAUUGAUUUUUCGUAACGGGAGCGAGCGAGAAGGUUAUACUUAUACCUUCUCGCUCGCUCCCGUUACGAAAAAUCAAUAACACUCUCCUGUUACCGACAUUUCAUGUAUGCAGCACGGAAUACAACCACGGACAUGCACCAAGUGGAGACUUUAUCGGCAGUACUUGAAAAUGGGUGUAGCGGAAUAGUUCCAAAAUUGGAAAUGGGCGUAAAGCGCUGGAAUCAGUCCAGCGAAAACGGUAACAGGCAAAACGCCGGGAUGGCCGCUCUCAGGUUUCUCUCUGUCAGCCAUAUUCUUUCCUCCAUGGUUUGACUAUAAAACUUCUGACGUAUUUUUCCUUCUUGAUAACGUCAUCUGAAUACUUGAAUAUCGCAGUUGGUGAGACACGUGAUAUCAGGUUCAGUUUCUCGCUCUAUUUAAUUUUCCGAAUCUCGAAGUUUUCUUCAGCUCACUUUUUUUCAACAGCGUGCCUUGAAGAAAAGAAAUGGCAAGGAGGACACAACCGGCUUGGCAUCUGCCAGAUGCGAAGGACGCCACGGUGCUGCGACUGUACAACAGUUUGACCAGACAGAAGGAAGUGUUCGUUCCGCAGUUCGGUAAUCGCGUUCUGUGGUACAGUUGUGGACCUACUGUUUACGAUGCGUCACAUAUGGGCCAUGCAAGAUCAUAUAUAUCCUUUGAUAUUCUACGCCGUGUACUAUCAGAUUACUUUGGAUACGACGUCUUAUAUGUGAUGAAUAUUACCGAUAUAGAUGAUAAGAUUAUAAAAAGAGCAAGGCAGAAUUAUUUGUAUGAGAAGUACGUGGAGGAAAAUCGCGGCCUGAAUAGCGCACUAAAUGAUACCACAGAUGUGAUGUCCGCUUUGGAGAAUGUUGUGAAAACAACAAGUAGCACUGAUAAGAAAUGCAUGUUGGAGAAGAUGUUACAGAGUAUAACGAAAGCUAUUGAGGAUCUACAGAAAGCAGUGGAAGAAAAGAAUGAAGAAAAGAUUGCGGAGGCACAAGAAGCGUUAUUGAGGGAGGCUAGAGAUCCCUUGUCCAAUUGGCUGGAUGAAAGUAAAGGUGGUACAAUCACGGAACAUUCUAUAUUUAAUAAAUUAUCUCAGCAUUGGGAAGCUGAAUUUCAUAAAGAUAUGGACGCUCUAAAUGUAUUAAAGCCGAACGUGCUCACAAGAGUCAGUGAAUAUAUACCUGAGAUAAUAGCGUUUGUACAACGAAUAAUAGAUAAUGGGCUUGCUUACGAAAGUAAUGGUUCUGUAUAUUUUGACGUCGGCAAGUUUGACAAACUGGAGAAACAUUCUUACGCUAAGCUUGUACCAGAGGCGUAUGGCGAUACGUCAAGUUUGGAAGAGGGAGAAGGCGACUUGAGCACCACGGCAGAGAAGCUGUUGGAGAAGAGAUCGGUAACAGACUUUGCACUCUGGAAAAGCUCAAAGGCCGGUGAACCCUGGUGGGACAGUCCCUGGGGCAAAGGACGUCCAGGAUGGCAUAUCGAAUGCUCGGUCAUGGCGUCAGCAAUUUGCGGAGAAAGCUUGGACAUCCAUACAGGCGGGGUGGAUCUUAAGUUUCCCCAUCAUGAUAACGAACUCGCGCAAGCCGAAGCGUAUUUUGAUAAUUCGCAUUGGGUCAGAUAUUUCCUGCACUCUGGCCACUUGACUAUAGCUGGCUGCAAAAUGUCAAAGUCGCUAAAGAACUUUGUGACAAUACAAGACGCUUUAAAGAAACAUUCUAGUAGGCAGCUCAGACUUGCCUUCCUUCUGCAUUCGUGGAAAGAUACUCUAGAUUACAGCGAUAAUACUAUGAGUAUGACUACGCAAUACGAAAAGUUUCUUAAUGAAUUCUUUUUAAAUGUAAAAUGCAGGAUUAGAAGUUUGGGAACAAAUACUACUAUUAGUACUUUUACUAAAUGGUCAGAUUCCGAAUUAGAACUCGACAAGAAAUUUCAUCUUGCAAAGCAUUCUAUACAUAAAGCAUUGUGCGACAAUAUUGAUACGAGGACUGUUCUCGAUUUGAUACGAGAGCUCGUAGCAAAUUGCAACGUGUACAUGAAUCAAAGUAAAAAUCCAAAUAUGCUUCUUCUUAGGGAUAUUGCUGUAUAUAUUACGAAGAUGUUUAUCCUUUUCGGAGCAAUUUCUUCUUCCUACGAUUCAAUUGGAUUUCCAAUUGAUGAUGAGGCAGUCACUACAAAUGUUGAAGAGACCGUCAUGCCAUAUCUUGAAAUUUUGGGAAAUUUCCGGGAGAAAAUUCGAAAUUGCGCGAAAACCUUGAAGGCAACCGAAAUUUUGCAAGAGUGCGAUCGAUUGCGCGACGAGAUUUUGCCGAACAUCGGCGUGCGAUUGGAAGAUAGUAAUGAAGGCGCUUGUAAAGUAAAAUUAGUUAACAAGGAAGAGUUGUUAAAAGAGAAAGAAAUUAAGAAGAAAUUAGAACUCGAGAAACACUUGGAAAAGGAGAAAAGAAAAGCUGAAAUUGCUGCCGCCACAGCGGCGAAAGAAGCGCAAAGAAGAAUAUCGCCGAAUGAUAUGUUCAGAUUGCAGAAAGAUAAAUAUUCGCAAUUUGAUGACAAGGGAUUGCCGACGCACGAUGCCGAAGGUAAAGAAAUUAGUAAAGGCUUACUUAAGAAAUUGCAAAAGUCUCAGCAAGCACAGGAGAAGAUAUAUAAUGAAUACUUGGCUUCCACGCAGUUUCCAAAUGGUUCUUUAUAAGAUUUUAUACAUAAAAAAUGUCUACAAAGCUGUAGCGCAAGAUACCAGUUUUAUAUUCAACAUCUACACUGUCAUUUUACCAUUACAAAGAAUGACAAUUUCCUUGUUUGAAAGUAUUGAGAAAUAUCUAACUGGCUGUAUCAACGAUUUGUAAGAUACACCAAAAUAAUUUCAAACUAGUCUGAAUAUAUAUCUGAAUCUUAGCUGACACGAAACUCUCUUUAAAGCUUUGUUUUAAAAGCUUUAGCAAAGGGAUUAAUUAAAAAUGCUGCGAUUUCUUAUCGUUAUCUUUUCUCUAUGAUUGAGUAUUUUCAGCCGUUAAACUUUCUCAAAUUAUUUUGUAAACUGUUAAUAUAACUAUUCUAAAUA
This is a messenger RNA of Vollenhovia emeryi, 3160 nucleotides long. RefSeq names its product cysteine--tRNA ligase, cytoplasmic (gene CysRS). Gene Ontology annotation, cellular component: cytoplasm. Gene Ontology annotation, biological process: cysteinyl-tRNA aminoacylation. Gene Ontology annotation, molecular function: ATP binding; cysteine-tRNA ligase activity. NCBI's taxonomy places the organism in Eukaryota, Metazoa, Arthropoda, Insecta, Hymenoptera, Formicidae. The transcript has 10 exons. Bases 575 to 2791 code for a protein of 738 amino acids. The record is from RefSeq and is a predicted model, not a curated record.